This is a messenger RNA of Tuber melanosporum (Perigord truffle), 3399 nucleotides long. RefSeq lists its product as uncharacterized. Gene Ontology annotation, molecular function: RNA binding; protein binding. NCBI's taxonomy places the organism in Eukaryota, Fungi, Ascomycota, Pezizomycetes, Pezizales, Tuberaceae. The coding region runs from base 41 to 3172 and encodes 1043 amino acids. The record is from RefSeq and is a predicted model, not a curated record. Gene Ontology annotation, biological process: positive regulation of rRNA processing; positive regulation of transcription by RNA polymerase I. The transcript has 3 exons. Gene Ontology annotation, cellular component: nucleolus.
CCCACUAUUCGAGAGAACAGCCCAUUUGACCGCCAUCACCAUGUCUUCUGCGAGGGCCCCCGGGGCGGUGAAGGAAAUUGAAAAGCCCAGUGGGCCUAUGGGAAAAAAGAUUUCCGAGAUUUCUACGCAAGAACCCGAUGCGAAUCCCGAUGCCCUUGCAACUCUAACGGAGGGGGGAGCCGAGCGCAAGAGGAGGAGGGGUAGGGAUAGGACAAGGCGUAGGAGGGAGGAUAGACAUGCCAUUCGAGAAGGAUUGGCUGAAACGGAGGGUGCUAGGUUAGGAGAAGUUAAAGAGAUUUUAAAGGAAGAUCGAAUUGUCAGGGUCGCUGUUAGUAGACAGCCAAAUGAACUACAAACUCCAAAGAAAAAGGAUUCUGGGGAGUCGAAAGCCGCCGCCUAUAAUACUGUAGCUUCGGCCGAAGGCAAUGGGGGUUCUGGCGUUUCUGGUUGGAGGAUGUCGUCUGCCUUGGGAGGAAGGUUCCUUCCUUUGGACAUGGUGUUUUCGCAGGAUGAGAAAUUCUUUCUAUUGGCGCAUAGUUGCUCUCUCAGAAUAUAUUCUACAAAGACCUCACUACAAGUUCGCGAGUUCAACUUAGACGGCAAACCCUCCGAAGUAAUCACGUCCUUCAAGUUGGACCCACUGGAUUCAAGCAAAGUAUAUAUAGGCACUUCUGCCUCCAAAAUUUUCUUUGUGGAUUGGACAACUGGAAAGCUCGUCAAAUCAUGGCAAUUGAAUAACAUCCGUACGAUUCAGCGUCUCGCUAUUUGUAUGGAUGAAAAGAGGGAAGAUGACACUACGUACGGAAUUCUUUACGUCAGCGGCCCUAGAUCUAAAAACUCGUCUAUUAUGAUCCAACGGAUUAAACUGUCACCAUCAGUAGCGCCAAUCGAAGAUAUGGUCUAUGUAGCCCCGAAACCUUCCCCGAUAGGAUGUAUGCAAGUCCUCGAUCAGGGAAAUAUUGUUACUGCGAUAGCGGGUAACGCCUUGAUAAUAGGAAAUAGGAAUACGGAGGAGGGUUCAUCCGAUAAGAAACCUUGGGGAGUUUUUCGCCACUACCCGAUGUCAUUCCAUCUAGCUUGUAUGGAUACCUACCUCCACAGUGAGCCUGAUACCAAAAAACAUAAGGGGGGGAGGUCCAACAGGGAGAGCGGGCGUGAGGCAGAUCGGUCGGGAGAUGUUGUGGUUGGCGAUAACCAGGGUGCCUUGCAUUUGUUUCAUAAUGUGCUGAGAGUGAAAGGUUUACCAAAGGAAUCACCAGUAAUCAGCAAAAUGCACUGGCAUAGACAUAGAGUUCAGGCCGUCAAAUGGGCCCUAGAUGGAAAAUAUAUAAUCUCUGGCGGUUCGGAAACAGUCCUGGUCAUCUGGCAGCUGGGAACAGGUUCCAAACAAUUCCUGCCGCAUUUGGGAGCAACAAUUCACAACAUUACAAUUUCUCCCAAAGGUUCCUCUUAUGGCGUCGGCUUUGCCGACAAUUCCGUUAUGGUUCUUUCGACGACAGAGUUCAAGCCUACAUCAAGUGUCACCGGUAUUCAGUCUCGAGUAUUCCAUCUUGAGAAAGGCACUGAAUACCCAAAAUUUACCUGUGUUAUGCACCCAACAUUACCAAACCGUCUGCUGCUGGCAUCUCCCUCCUCACAGACCGACCUCUAUUCUUCCGCAUCUUCUCUUCAAACAUUCGAUAUCUCCUCCAAUAGGCAAAUCCAUCGACAGGCGUUGACUAAGAAUAACAUAACGAGUGUCAACCAAGGCCCCGAUGAGUAUAAAAUUAAGGAGCCAGAUCUACCGCACUUGGCUAUCACCAAGGAUGGCAAAUGGUUAGCUUCGAUCGACGAAUGGAAACCUCCAAAGAAAAGGUCUUUCUGUUCAAGCGAGGAUGGCCGUUCUUCGCAGGAGGGUGAUAGAGAUCAGAGUGAAGUAUCUCUGAGGUUUUGGAAAUGGAGUGAGAAAUCUCUAUCAUGGGAAUUGGCCACCAUCAUCAAAUCUCCGCAUCCUUCAUCUAGUGGCACGGGACCUGAAGAAGUCCUAGAUCUAGUUGCUGCGCCGAAGACCCACUUAUUCGCGACUCUGGCUGGGGACGGAAGUAUCCGGCUCUGGAAGCCAAAGGUGCGAGCAAGUGACGGCGCUAGGUUACGAGGGGAGGAUAGCGAAAUAACUGUCUGGUCCUGCCGAAAAGUCGUCAAAUUCUCCAAAGGCAAAAGAGAGCAACAAGUCCUGGCACAAAACCUCCUCGGAGGCGUGAGCCUACAAAAGGCCUGGUGGGGCAGCGCCGCCUUCUCAGAAGACAACUCAGUAAUCGCCGCGGCGGUCCCCAAUUCUCUCGGCGACGACUCAGCAAUAUACCUUACUGACCCAUCGUCAGGCACGAUCGCGCACUUCCUCAGCGGUCUGCGAGUGGGUAAGACUGCGGGGAUCGCAAUCCUGGAACGCUUUCUCAUCAUCCUCGGUACAUCGAAGUUACUCGUGUGGAACAUGGUCAAUGGGACCGUGCAAUGGGAAUUCAAUCUCAAGACCUUAUCAUCCGUCGACAGCCCGGUUACUCAUCUAGCGGUAGACUACGUCAGCCAAACCUUUGCCAUCACAGCCUCCCAGCGCGACGCCCAAUCCCCGAAAAUUUUUAUUUUUGAAGCGCCCCACCCGACACCAGUUCACAUCCAGAACUUCGAAUACGGGUACCAGAUCAUGGCGCUCAUAGCAACGGAUACAGGAAAGGGCUACGUCACGCUGGAUAACCAAGCCAGGGUCCGCUGUCUAUCCCCCAUCCUCGCCGGGCCAGUUCAACGCAUCCCAGCCGAGGACGGGGAGGAGGAAUCACUACUAGUCGCAGAAGAAGACGAACCCAAAAUUGGUACACUUUCGGGCGCAUACUUAUCUACCACCGCCCAUACCACGAGCGCGGAAGAUCGCAUGGACUUGGACUGCGUCAAAAACGACGGCGUCGUAGAUCAUGUCGUUUCUCGCGAAGCACUGGAGGAUAUCCUAGACUCUACACCUUCCUACGCCAUCGGUUCACUUGACUAUAUAUUCGACCAGGUUCUUCAGCUGUUCGCGAAGGCGCCGCUGCUGAAUGAUGGCGAUGAUCGCUAUGACUGUGAAGGGGUGGAGGAGGGUGGGCUUGAUAAUGGGAGUGGGAAUGAGGAAGACGAUAAUGAGGAGGAUGCGAUGGAGGAGUAGUAGAAGUAACCCGGAGUUUUUUUCUUCUAUUUUUCUUUGUAAGAUGCUCAGGUUCAAUAUCUUCUUUGUAUUCGCUAGUUGGGGGGUAAGAAUAAUGCAGUCCGAAAGUUUUCCUCUUUCUGGGGAGGAGAGGUGAUUUUUCAUAUUGUUUUAUUUUGAGCGAAGUUUAAGCUAGACUAGAAUGGGUGUAUGGCAUAUGAGUUUGGAUUUACUGCGUACCUACCUUG